AUGGUGGAAGCGGACCGCCCCGGGAAGCUCUUCAUCGGGGGGCUCAACCUCGAGACCGACGAGAAAGCCCUGGAGACCGAGUUCGGCAAGUACGGCCGCAUCAUCGAGGUGCUCCUGAUGAAAGAUCGAGAAACCAGCAAGUCCCGGGGCUUCGCGUUCGUCACCUUCGAGAGCCCCGCCGACGCCAAGGCCGCCGCCCGCGACAUGAACGGCAAGUCCCUGGAUGGUAAGGCCAUCAAGGUGGCCCAGGCCACCAAGCCGGCGUUCGAGAGCGGCCGGCGGGGGCCGCCGCCGCCCCGCAGCCGCGGGCGUCCGAGGGGCCUGCGCGGGACCCGCGGGGGCGGGGACCCGCGUCGACCCCCCUCCCGGGGCGGGCCCAGCGACGACGGCGGCUACGCUGGCGAUUUCGACCUGCGGCCUUCCCGAGGCCCGAUGCCCAUGAAGCGCGGGCCGCCGCCCCCGCCGCGCCGGGCCGGGCCGCCGCCCAAGCGGGCCGCGCCGUCGGGCCCCACGCGCAGCGGCAGCGGCGGGAUGCGCGGGCGGGCGCCGGCCGCGCGCGGGCGAGACGGCUACGCAGGGCCGCCGCGCCGGGAGCCGCCGCCCCCGCGCCGCGACCCCUACCUGGGUCCCCGGGAGGAGGGCUACUCCCCCCGGGACAGCUACUCCAGCCGCGACUACCCGAGCGCCCGCGACCCCCGCGAUUUCGCACCCUCGCCCCGCGACUACACCUACCGCGACUACGGCCACUCCAACGCCCGGGAUGACUGUCCGUCGAGAGGCUACGGUGACCGGGAUGGCUACGGAGGGCGCGACCGUGACUACGUGGAUCACCCGAGCGGAGGCUCCUACCGAGACCCCUUCGAGAGCUACGGGGACCCGCGGAGCGCCACCCCCGCGCGGGGCCCUCCGCCGUCGUACGGCGGCGGGGGCCGCUACGACGAGUACCGGGGCUGCUCGCCCGACGCCUAUGGCGGGGGCCGCGAUGGUUACGGCGGCGGCGGCGGCGGCCGCAGCGACCGCUACUCGAGAGGCCGCGAACGGGUAGGCAGGGGCGAUCGCGGGCUUCCUCCAUCCAUGGAAAGGGGGUGCCCUCCCCCGCGUGAUUCCUACAGCCGCUCCGGUCGCCGGGUGCCCAGGGGCGGUGGCCGCCUUGGAAGCCGCGUGGAGAGAGGGGGUGGCCGGAGCAGAUACUAA
This is a messenger RNA of Sorex araneus (European shrew), 1194 nucleotides long. It is a transcript of the gene RBMXL2, whose product is annotated as RBMX like 2. The coding region runs from base 1 to 1194 and encodes 397 amino acids. Gene Ontology annotation, cellular component: spliceosomal complex. NCBI's taxonomy places the organism in Eukaryota, Metazoa, Chordata, Mammalia, Eulipotyphla, Soricidae. Gene Ontology annotation, molecular function: RNA binding. The record is from RefSeq and is a predicted model, not a curated record. The transcript has a single exon. Gene Ontology annotation, biological process: positive regulation of mRNA splicing, via spliceosome.